Molecule: messenger RNA, 3608 nt
Organism: Panthera uncia (snow leopard)
Lineage: Eukaryota; Metazoa; Chordata; Mammalia; Carnivora; Felidae
Product: small nuclear ribonucleoprotein G-like
Exons: 1
Coding region: 2047-2340 (97 amino acids)
Source: RefSeq, a predicted model, not a curated record
UCUCUCUCUCUCUCUUUCUCUCUGCCCCUCCCCUGCUUGUGCACUCUUUCUCUCUCUCAAAAAUAAAUAAAUAAACUUAAAAAGAGUUUAAUUACUUCUCAUCUCAACCCUUGUAGCAGGUGCCAUUAUUACAACUGAGGAAAUGAAGACUUCAAGAGGUCAUAGGCCUCGUCCUGGGUCAGGCAGCUUGACCUGACAGUGGUUUGAACCAAAACCGUCUUUCUUCCCUCUUGAACCUGCAAGUGAAAUGGGCAACCAAGGUCUGGCUAAGAGCCUGGAAGGCCUUGCUGAACAGUGACCCUCUUGGCCUUCUGCUUCCUGCAGCUUUUUCCUGCAGGUGCUCUGUGUGGAGGAGAGUCAGGAUUACAACGCAGAACAGAUCUAUCUGUGUGAUUCAAUUCAGUGAACUAGGAUGAGGUGAGGUGGCAGCCGUUAGAUUCAGUAUAGCAUCAGCCACAAUUAAGAUUUCAAGCUGUGGUUGUUGAUGUUAAGGUGUCCGUGGCUUUCAAACUCUAUCCAGAGGCGUGCUGGAAAAUAAAACCUUCCAUAUUGGUCUGAAGAAAGGUUUUAUAGGUUCCAAAUGAGAGCAGCCUAGAAUGUGGAGUCAGAAAACGUCCCCAUGGAAAGGAAAGCUAAAACAAUCAAUAUCGACACGAUGAGCUCAGCCAUCACCAGAAAUCCCUCCAACAUAAAAGAUGGUUUGAUAAUAUAUUGCAGAUGAGACUUGGGCAAGGAUCCUCCACAAGGAGACUAGAACCGUUGCCAAAUUCAAUCAGGGACACCCAGGUGUCUUCCUUAUCCAAUCAAGAGACCAGAGUCCCCCUCAAAUUCAAUAACAGUGACCGUGAAAAAUGGCACGAGGAUGUCAAUUAAGUCAUCAAAGAACACUGCAAAUCUUCUCUAUUGCAUUAUGACCACUAUCUGAGUGGGCACUGUGUCAACGGAAAGAAAUCCAGGGGGGGUGGGGAGUGAACACAAAACAUUUUAAAUGCGCCACUCUUCACCAGGCCCUUUUGAGGAAAAGGGAUUGCACAGACCCUCGAGGACUGAUUUCGGUUACAUCCAGAAAAACUAACUCCAAGGAAUAGGAAUUUAGCAAGGAAAUAAAGGGUAACUGAAACGUCGCGGAAGAAGGUAGCUCCUUUUGCUCUGUUCACCGCCCAUCAGGCUUCUGAUCUCCGUUCUUGGUUCCCAGGUGCACCGCCUACCAGGACAGCAGGCCCUGAGCAAAUGUGCCUUCCUGGGAGACGUCGCACCCAUCCCCGGGCAAUCCUGUCAAUCCUACCUCCAAAGGGCACUGUAUCUGCCCACCCCACCCCCAUCCCCACCCCCAACACCUUGGCCCAGGCCAUGUGGCUCCCUCCGGCCAUGUCACUCUCUCUUGACCUUUAACACUGCCGGCGUGGCCCACACAGCAGCCACAUGGGUCUUCUCAAAAUCCCAAUCUGCCUUCAAUCGUUUAGGAACAAAACUCAUAGUUUCAGAAAUGGUAUAAACAUUUGUCUGACCAUCUGAUUAAGCUCUCACCGAAAGAAGAAAGAUUCAAAAAAACCAGAUCAUCUCACCAUAAAACCGACAAAACCAGAAGUAGAUUCGUCUGUUCGAAAUCAGAAACCCUUAGCGCUUUAAAUCCACACACACGAAGUUAAAUGUUGACAGGACAACAAAUUGUAGCAAUCACCUCAGGAAAUAAAUAAAUCCUGACAAUAAAUAGAUCUCUCUCUCCGCUGUGACUGAAUCCACGAUAGAGUAUAAUAUUCUACGUCAGUUUUUCCACAUUGCUGAAUUUUCUGUGUAGGUAAAAAAAAUACUGGAAAUGAUCAGAUUUAAACGUGGUUAUUCAGUAUGAAAUAGAACUUGCGGUUUAAAACAGAAACACUACAGAGAGUAAUUAGUCGUGGCAACGUAAAUCAUACCAAAAGGUAAAGCAUGUAGAAAAGAACGGACAAAUUGAGCAUCAGUUAAAUUUAAAAAUCCAAGGCAUUUUGUUUUGAGACAUCUUUGAGCUCGCUGAGCAGACACUGGAAGCAAAACUCCCCUCCUGGGAUGGAAAAAUUUAUGGGCAAGAAGUUACGGUCACAAUUAAAUGGUGGCAGACAAGGCCAAGGGGGAUUCAGUCCCUUUAUGAGUCUUUUGAUGGAUGAACGCGUGGGGACGGCAACCAGUAGGCAACAGAACAAUGUGGGAAGGGUGAUAAAGAGAGGAAAGAGCAUUGCCAUGACAGAAGCGUUGGCUAGAGCAGAGACCAUGGCUGGGUUCACCAGAGAGAGUGCUCCCUUCCACAGCACCUGUUUAUUAUCAUAUAAAAGUCAGGGGCACCUGGGUGGCUCAGGUGGUUAAGCGUCCACCUUCGGCUCAGGUCAUGAUCUCACAGUUUGUGAGCUCGAGCCCCACGUCAGGCUCUGUGCUGACAGCACGGAGCCUGGAGCCUGUUUCAGAUUCUGGGUCUCCCUCUCUCUCUGCCCCUCCCCUCCUUGUGCCUUCUCUCUCAAAAAUAAAUAAACAUUAAAAAAAAUAAAAAUCAGGUUGUGCGCAUUUUCCUAUUGAACUUCUUUGUGAAAUAAACUUUUAUAACAGUAAAAUAAAAUAAAAUAAAAUAAAAUAAAAUUCAAAUCUGACCACCGCAAUUCCUCUGCUUCAAUGGCUUCCAACUAAUCUCAAAAUUCUGACUCCCCGACUUGGCCCACUAAGUGCUCACAGUAGGAACCCCUCCGUGGCUCCAGCCCCUGCGGCCAUAGGGCCUGUAACCAUCUCCUGGACCACACCCUCCUCCUUACCUCAGGCUAGCUGAUUUCUCAGCCUUCCAGAAUCUUCUGGGGGAGCCCCCCCACCCAAACCUGCUAUCUCCUCCCCUCAUUCUCAGGCACAACACUCCCCUUUACUUCUCCUUCUCUCAAGCUGCCAUCCCUUUGUUUAUGAGUGACUCUGCCAUAUAACCGGGGAACCCCAGCUCCUAGCUCAGUGCUGAGCCCAGAGGGGCUAGUCCCCAGAGGCUUAUUUAGGCUUCCCACAAAGAUUAUCAAAACAGGAGCUUAUCUGCACAAUGACAGUCCACAUAUGAGCCAAGAUUAAAGGCCCCAUAAACCCUGAACACAUGAAGGGUCUCAACAGAACAACUGAUUAACUGAGGGGCUUUUCGUGUAAAUCACUCCCCCUUGGAAACCCAGCUCUAGAUUAUUUGGGACAUUUUCUCUUCAGACAGAUGGUUAUUUCCUUCAAAGUGGAUGAGGAAAUUGUUCCUGAGAGCUUUGGAAGACCGUCAUGAAGGAAAACUCCAGUUGUUAAGCUCCCCGGGAUUAAUGCCUUUUGUCCCUAACUAAAUAAAAUAAUUAUAUUAACCGAGGAUGGAGGGCGGCAUGGAGCAACCCUUUCAGAGAGUGACAGUGACAAUCAGGCAGCACUCCCUUUACCUGCAAAAUCUCACAAGUGUUCUCGUGGUUCCUUCCAGGUCCCAGGUGGGUCUGUGCUGUGCUGCUCCCCCAAAAGCAAGACGUGGAGUGAGGCUUGCUGGGCCAGUGGACUAGGAGGCGGAUGUGAGGUGUGCCCUUUCCGGUGGAAGCUUUAGGAGCCCACGGGUGCCUCCCCAGGGCCCUCGCCCUGCCCUGCUG